Messenger RNA from Ricinus communis (castor bean), 758 nucleotides. RefSeq lists its product as uncharacterized. The transcript is spliced from 2 exons. The record is from RefSeq and is a predicted model, not a curated record. Bases 248 to 736 code for a protein of 162 amino acids. NCBI's taxonomy places the organism in Eukaryota, Viridiplantae, Streptophyta, Magnoliopsida, Malpighiales, Euphorbiaceae.
CAUUUGGAGACAUUUAACAGAACCAGGGUUUUGUAACCCUGUGGGUUUGACCUCAAGGAAAGACAUCACUUCGACUGCAGAAGGCAUUUUCAGUGGACGACACUCUCUUGCUUUUACACCAUCGAUAAAGAAGUCUCCUUUACUGAAGGCUAUCCUAUAUAAAUCCCACUCAUAUAUCUGUUCUUAAACCACAUAUUCUUUUUUUACCAACUUAUAGGCAAUUCUUGGGUACCCAGAAAAGCUUAACAUGUUCUUCCCUUGCAUCAUCACUCCAACUCAAUCCAACAGACAAAAGAGCAGGGACUCUUAUAUGGAGUUUGAGGGCGUUGAGGCUGAAGAUGUUUUCUAUGCAGAGCUUAGAAGGCAGAUUUUGCUUCUGACAGCAGAUAGCGAUGAUUUUGACAAAAUUAGAUGUGAAAAAUCGCUUCCCUCCUGCAAACCAGGUUCGAACAGAUUAACUGGCAGUUUUCCUGUGAGAUUACAACCUGAAAGCUAUUUCAACUGGUGGGAGAGACAGAACACAAAUGAUUCAGUACCAACUUGGCUCGUGAAUUUAUGGAGAAACGGCAAUGGUACAGGAGUUUUCAUCCCUCGAGCUGCUAAAGCUGGAAGAAUAUACAGCCGUGGCAAAAUGACUAGUGGAAGAAGACAAGUGUACAAGCAAGUGGGGCAGAGAGAGCUAUCAAACCGGCAGCCAUUACACAGUUCGGCAGCCCAUUUGUAUUGUACCUCAUAGCUCAAAAAGACCUUGAAAAGAC